Pelodiscus sinensis (Chinese soft-shelled turtle) is the source of this 2826-nucleotide messenger RNA. The record is from RefSeq and is a predicted model, not a curated record. Lineage: Eukaryota; Metazoa; Chordata; Testudines; Trionychidae.
CCGCGCUCUAGCGGCUGAGCGGCCGCGGGGGCGGAGUCUCCGAGCUAGGAGCGCGCGCGGCUUGAAAGUGCUACGGGCUGCGACCCGCGCGCCCUGGCUGAGCGGCCGGAAGGGAGCCUCUCGCGGUUGCCCCGAACGCCCCUAGUGAGGCCCCCGCCAUGGGAAUCCACGGCCUGCUCCAGUUCAUCAAAGAGGCAGCCGAGCCCGCGCACGUGAAGAAGUACAAAGGGCAGGUGGUCGCUGUGGACACCUACUGCUGGCUGCACAAGGGAGCCUAUGCGUGCGCGGAGAAACUGGCCCGAGGAGAGCCCACCGACCAAUAUGUAAUCUUCUGCAUGAAACUUGUUGAUAUGCUCUUGUCAUUUGGGAUCAAGCCAGUUCUAGUAUUUGAUGGAUGUACCCUGCCUUCUAAAAAGGAAGUGGAAAAGGCUCGAAGAGAAAAACGCCAGGCCAGUCUUCUGAAGGGGAAACAAUUGCUUCGUGAGGGGAAAUUAUCAGAAGCCAGAGACUGUUUUGGGCGCAGUGUUAAUGUUACCCAUGCUAUGGCUCAUGAAGUUAUUAAAGCUGCCCGUGCCCAAGGAAUUGAUUGUAUUGUUGCUCCGUAUGAAGCUGAUGCUCAGUUAGCCUACCUUAAUAAAACUGGCAUAGUACAAGCUAUAAUUACAGAGGACUCAGAUCUUCUGGCUUUUGGGUGUAAAAAGGUGUUUCUGAAAAUUGACAAGUUUGGAAAUGGACUAGAGAUUGAUCAGGCUCGACUAGGAAAGUGUAAACAGCUUGGAGAUGUAUUUACUGAAGAGAAAUUCCGUUACAUGUGCAUUCUCUCUGGUUGUGACUACCUUCCAUCACUUCAUGGAAUUGGGUUAGCUAAGGCAUGCAAGCUAUUAAAACUAGCCAGCAAUCCUGAUAUUAUAAAGGUUAUUAAGAAAAUUGGGCAGUACCUGAAAAUGAAUAUAACUGUAUCUGAAGAGUACAUAGAAGGAUUUAUUCGAGCCAAUAAUACUUUUCUUUAUCAACUGGUUUUUGAUCCAGUCAAGAGGAAACUUGUUCCUCUGAAUGCUUAUGAUGACAACAUUGAUCCAGAAACGCUACUUUAUGCAGGGCGACAUAUUGGUGAUGCUGCUGCUUUUCAAAUUGCUCUUGGCAAUAAAGAUAUUGAUACAUUGCAGCAAAUUGAUGACUACAACCCUGAUGCAUCACAGCCUUCACAGCCAAGAAGUCGUGGCUGGAAUGAUAGAACUGCUAGUCAGAAGCUGUAUUGUGUAAAUAGCAUUUGGAGCAGAGACUAUAAGCCGGAUCAUAAUACAGACGUUACCACAUGUAGCACACAUUUCCUAGAGAAAUCAACUACCAAAGGCAUUGAGAAGAUAAUUAGUAUUAGAGGCCUGAAACUUCCAAGCAAGGAGCUACUAGUCAAAAGAUCAAGAAGUGAAGAGUUGUCGGAUGGAGACCUGUUGAGUCAGUAUUCGUUUUCAAAAGCAAAAAAGCCCAAGAAAGAAAACAGUGAAGAUGGUGAGCCACAGAAGUCUAUCUCUGCAGUGUCAAUGAUUCGUGCUCCAGGGGACUCUUUAAGUAAACAGAGCGCAAACAGCCAACCUAAAGUCAGGAACAAAUUUGCUUCCUUUCUGCAGAAGAAAAAUGAAGAGAAUGGUGCUAUUGUUGUUCCAGGGACUAGAAGCAGGUUCUUUUGCCAUGACACUCACAUGCCUGAUAGUGCAACAAAGAAUGAAGCUGCCCAACCACCACGGAAUGUUGAGGUGGAUUGUCAGGCUCAGGAAACGAAAAGUAUAACCGAAGAUCCUGUUCCUCCGUGUUUGGAGACUGAGAAAUUUACAAGAACUAUCUCGUCAUCCCCUGUGGAAAUACAGAGAAGUUGUUUCAGUUGGUCUGGAAGCCUUAGUGAGAGUCCUGGGACACCCAGCCCAUCUCCUGGUGUGCUGCUGUUACAGCAGUUUCAUCGACAAAGAAACGAUCAAGUGGUGUCCCAGGGAGGUGAGGUAUCUGGAUUACAUACUGUCAGCAAAGCAGCAAGUGAUGAGUCAGAUGAAGAAUCCUCCCCCUUACCGGAAAUGGACUGCUCUUCACAGUCUCAAGGGUCUAGUGAGCUGUCAGAAAACAGCGCGGACUCCUCAAGAAUAUUUCAGGAAUCUGACUGCAGACUAAAAGGAAGUGAUGAUCCAAGUUCUUGGAGCUCUCCCCUAUUUUCUGCUACUUGUACAGAAAGGAAACAUACACCCUUAAGGAGCAAGGUUCCUGGUUUACAAAGAUCCCAUUUUGUAAGGUCAAAUGUUGCACCUAAACUCAAGCCACUGAUGCCAGCUAAAGUCAGUGGGUUAAGCAAGAAACUAUCAAGUGCACAGAAAAAAAAUCAUCACAAUGCUGAAAAUAAGCCAGGACUGCAAGUCACAAUCAGUGAUCUCUGGAAAAACUUCCAGUUUAGAAGAGACUCUGAAAAGCUCCCUUCUUGUAAAAAGUCAUCAGACCCAUUAUCUCCAAUCAAAGAUAAUAUUCAGCUCACUCCAGAAACAGAAGAGGAAAUCUUUAAUCAACUUGAGUAUAGUCAUGUUCAGAGAGCAAUAUUUCAGUGAACUGAUGUAUUUUGCUUAUGCAGCUCUCUGUUGCAUGAUGGGAUACAUUUUAAUCAUUGCACACACAUUGGAGGACAAGGCAAGAUGAAAUGUUUCUGGACAUUGUAUACCAAUAUAAAAAUAGACUAUUUUGGAUGUGAGCUGUAUAUUUGUCUGAUAUAUAAAUUUUGUCAUCUUUUAUAUAAAGUGAAAUGAAAGGUACAGUUUUAUACUGACUAAAAUAAAACCUUUUGAAUAUUAA